Molecule: messenger RNA, 3210 nt
Organism: Rhodotorula toruloides NP11
Lineage: Eukaryota; Fungi; Basidiomycota; Microbotryomycetes; Sporidiobolales; Sporidiobolaceae
Product: kinesin family member 18/19
Exons: 3
Coding region: 1-3210 (1069 amino acids)
Biological process (GO): microtubule-based movement
Molecular function (GO): microtubule binding; microtubule motor activity; ATP binding
Source: RefSeq, a predicted model, not a curated record
AUGUCGUCGUCCAUCUCGGUUGCAGUCCGCGUGCGGCCGUUCUCGGACAAGGAGCGCUCGCUUGUCAACGCAGGCUACGAUGCCGGACCCACCCUCUUCAGCGCCGACUCUGCCGCUUCUGGGUCAUCAUCAUCGUCACUCUCUACACCGCAACCCUCCCGAGGAGCCGGCGGAAUCCGCAAGAUCGUCAAGGUCCUCGACGACCGGAUCCUCGUCUUUGACCCGCCAGAAACAAACGCCGUCGCCUCCCUUCAGCAGCGAGCGAACAUGCCCGUCUUCGGAAAGAAACAGAAGGACAUCCGCUUCUGCUUUGACCGGGUGUUUGAUGAGGACUGCGGGCAGGAGGAGGUCUACGAUGGCAGCGCGAAGGAACUCGUCGGGCAUGUCAUGGACGGCUUUAACUCGACGGUAUUCGCAUACGGCGCCACCGGUUGCGGCAAAACCCACACCAUCUCCGGCUCCUCCACCCAACCCGGCAUCGUCUUCCUCCUCAUGAAGGAUCUCUUCGACCGCAUCUCUGCCGCCUCCGACGAGAUCCACUUCUCCCUCACCGUCUCGUAUCUCGAGAUCUACAACGAGACGAUCCGCGACCUUCUCGCACCCGAGAACGGCGUCCUCCAGCUUCGCGACAGCUCGGACGGGACGGCGACACCUGCCAACUUGACGACCAAGGAACCGACGUGCCCGCAAGAUGUCGUCGAGUGGAUCACGCUCGGAAACAACAACCGCACUGUCAACUUUACCGAAGCGAACGCGACGUCGUCUCGCUCGCACGCCGUCUUGCAGGUCACUGUCAUGCAAAAGAACAAGGCGAGCGGCUUGACCGACACGUCGACCACUGCGUGCCUCUCCGUCAUCGACUUGGCCGGCUCUGAGCGAGCGAGCGCAACGAAGAACCGCGGCGACCGAGCCGUCGAAGGCGCCAACAUCAACCGCUCCCUCCUCGCCCUCGGCAACUGCAUCAACGCGCUUUGCGACCCUCGCAAGCGCGGCCACGUCCCCUACCGUGACUCGAAGCUUACGCGCCUCCUCAAGCAAUCGCUCGGCGGCAAUUGCAAGACGGUCAUGAUCGUCUGCGUUAGCCCGUCCAGCGUGCACUACGACGAGACGCACAACACGCUGCAGUACGCCAACCGCGCCAAGGAGAUCAAGACCAAGGCGGUGCGGAAUACCCUCACGGCGGAUCGUCACGUCGCGCAGUACUGCCAGCAGAUCAUGGAGCAGCAGGCGAUGAUCGCCGACCUCAAGCGCAAGCUGAGCGAGCAGGAGACGCGGUCGACGGCAGCUCAUCGGGCUGAGGACGACAGGCUCGUCCAGUCGGCGCUGAGGCAGGUCGCGGCGCCCUGGGAGGCUGGAAAGACGAAGCGUGUUGCGGCAGCGCGCGCAAGCGCGGAAAAGGACGUCCUCGACAACGUUCUCCGCGUACUCCAGCAAUGGCAGCUUAGCGCGACGGCAAACGUCGACGUCGGCAGUCCGGCCGCCUCCUCAUCCGCUAUCGCCGCCGACUCCACCAUCUCGCUGCUCAAGAGGGAAUCGCAGGACCUUAUCGCCGAUUUGCUUAGCACCACCGCUUCUCUCGCCUUCGAAGUCUCGCAGGGCGGCCCUGCGGCCAUGGAGGCCUACUCGCGAACCGUCUCUUCCGUCUCGGCUCCCCUGCGCGACCGACCAGCCGCACUCUCCGUCCUCACCUCCGAGACCAAGGUUCUCGAUGCGCACCUCGACGCUGCCUGUGCGGAUGCUCGCGCGCAAGGUCUCCGGCAGAGCUUGGCGGUGCAGACGGCUGCAAUGAGGCGGAUGCUCGAGGCGCGGUUGAAGGUGGGCGUCGCGCUCGAGUUGGCGCAAGAGGGUGGUUCGAACGCCGUGCGGGCGCUGGUCCGUCUCGCACAGAGCGUCGACAAGGCGAACAACGAGGCAUUCGCUGCUUUCGCCGGCGAGUCGAGCAGCGUGACCUACCCGUCUUACGGCGCGGCGGGCAUCAAGCGCGACGCAGGCGCCCGGUCUCCCUUCCUGCUCGACACGAACGGAAAGGUCCCGCGGUCGGCCUUGACGGGCUUUGGCUCGGCGCCGACGGGUCCUUACGCUUCUUCGCCGUCGCGGGCGAGACGCAGUCCGAAGAAGGGCGUGUCCUUCCCUUCCGGCGCGAAGCGGGUAGCGAGUCCGAGCGCGAAGAAGAACAAGGUGCAGUGGCGCGACGAGGUUGGCGAGGAGGGGCUCGAGGACAUCAAGUACGGCUCGCCGGUCGGGUCGACUGACUCCGGCUCGUCGUCCUCCACGCCCGCGAUUGCAGUCACAAGCCCGAGGCUCUCGUCGUCUACGCAGAUGUGGACCGUGUCGUCAACCUACUCGGAGGCGAGCGAGGCGGCCAAGGCGGCCGAGGAGAUGCAGUCUGCUCUUCGUGCGAAGCGGCCGACAGCUACUCGUCUGCGGACGACGCUUUCAACUGUUACCGAGUCGCCUUCGCCCUUCUCCUUCCACAGCGACCAGUCCAUGCCGCCUCGCCCCGUUCCUUCGUCUUCCAGCUCACGCCCGCCCUUCGCCGAUCUAGCCAACAACUCCAUGUUCAGCGAAACGUCCUUCUCGAUGGCGCCAACUGCCUCGGGACUCGUCGCACCGGUCGUCUCGAAGCCCGUCCCUCCGUCUCCCGCUCCUCCCACUCCCUCGUUCAAGCUCCGCCGCAACUCGCACAUCGGUCCCGUCCGUUCCGACAAGGCAGCUCGCCGCGUCUCGCUCAGCUCGCGACCUCGACCGUCGCUCUCGCUCGCACCAGCCGCCGCCGACACUUCUCUCUCCUCUUCCGCCGGCUCGCUUCCCUCGGCGACCCCCUCGACUUUCCGGCGACCAGGCCGCAUCGUCAGCGCUCCCGCACUCGCUCCUCCCUCCUUCGCUCACCCGCCAGGCAGCGCACGCCGCUCACCUCGCAAGCCCUCUCUCCGUCCUCGCGUCUCGCUCAUGCCGCCGACGAACCGCCGCCUCUCGACACUUCCGUCAGCCGGAUCUGGCGCAGCAGCUCUUGCAGGUAUGCAGCCUACGACACCGGCGCCUGUCAUGUUCGGCGCGAAGAGCGCGGCGAGGAUUGCGGCCAGGCGCGAGUCGAGAUUGUCGGGCGGGAACAGCUCGAGCGGUGCCAACACGAGCGGGAGUGGGAGCGCUCUCCUCGCUGGUAUCGUCGGCGCAACGAAGAAGGAUUCGCCAAGUGGUGUCUGGCGGUAG